AAUUCUCUUGUCAAAUGCUGCGACGUCCGUUUCCUUUGCCGUAAAGCGACGGAGAGAAGCUGCUUGUGAAGAGAUACAAUAAUAAUAAUAAUCGUAAUAAUAAUAAUAAUAAUUGUUGGUGCAGCUGAGACAGACUCAUAAAAACACCCGAAACAUAGUUGAAACUGCGGGGGGAGUCCGCCGUCUGCAGCUUAAGUUAUAUACUUGCAUAUCAAUUCCCGGGUGUGGUGGGGUUUGCUUUUGUGUUUUUCUCCUGAUAUUUGUAUAUGAAACCUUAGCCCCCUUACUGCUUUCACUAAAGAUAAAGCCAGUCAUUGCAAUGGCCUCCGGUAGCAACAUGGACAGAGAAAUGAUUCUGGCUGAUUUUCAGGCUUGUACUGGAAUAGACAACAUAGCGGAAGCCAUCACUUUGCUGGAACAGAAUAACUGGGAUUUAGUGGCAGCCAUUAAUGGAGUGAUCCCACAGGAGAACGGCAUCUUACAGAGUGAUUUUGCCAGAGAGACGGCUCAAAGUCCGGCAUACGAUCCGGGUAGCCAGCCUUCCGUCGCCACUGCCGCCCCCUCCUCCUCCUCACCACCACCCUCCUCCGCCUCAGCCUCAGCCUUCUGUCCCGUGGUGCCGGUGCGUGGGGCCGUCGUGGAGAGGCAGCCACGCAUGCUCAACUUCUGCGUGGAGUACCGCAGCACAAAUGUGGAUGUGGUUCUGGAGGAGUCCAGCUCAGUGGGUGAAAUUAAACAGAUCCUGGAAACUGAACUCCAUGUCCCUGUGUCAAGAAUGCAGCUGAAGGGCUGGAAGACGGGAGACGUCACCGACAGCACUGUUUUGAGGAGUCUACACUUGCCCAAGAAUAACAGCCUCUAUGUAUUAACACCAGACAUAGCGCCAACAGCCACGACAAGUCAAUCCGGCGCCCUGCAGGAAUCAUUAAAUCAAAACUUCCUGCUCGUCAUUAGCCAUCACGAAGCCCAGCGGGACUACAGCCUCAACUUCCCAGGAAGUAAAACCAUUCAGGAGGUAAAAAGAAACAUAUACGAUCUCACGAACAUCCCUGUCCGACAUCAGCAAUGGGAAGGCUGGCCUGCCACUGCCAGAGACGACUCGAUGACGCUAGCUGUGGCUGGGAUAAGCUUCCCCUGUCAUCGUCUCACCGUCUGCCGGAGAACGUCCCCUGCCCAUACCCAAGAGCAGACUGAGGAGUGUACGGAUGUCCACAUGGUGAGCGACAGUGAAGGGGAUGACUUUGAGGAUGCCUCCGAGUUUGGGGUAGACGAAGGAGAGAUAUUUGGAAUGGGGACCUCAGCCUCCCGGAAGUCUCCAAUGAUGCCAGAAAACGCUGAGAAUGAGGGAGAUGCCUUACUGCACUUUACUGCCGAAUUCUCAUCAAGAUAUGGAGAGUGCCACCCUGUGUUCUUCAUCGGCUCGCUCGAGGCAGCGUUUCAGGAGACCUUCUAUGGGAAAGCCCGGGAUAGAAAGCCCCUCGCCAUCUACCUUCACCACGAUGACAGCGUCCUCACCAACGUCUUCUGCUCCCAGAUGCUGUGUGCCGAAUCCAUCGUCUCCUACCUCAGCCAGAACUUCAUCACCUGGGCGUGGGACAUGACGAAGGAAGCCAACAGAGCCAGGUUACUCACGACGUGCACGAGGCACUUUGGCAGCGUGGUGGCACAGACCAUCCGAACUUACAAAACCGAUCAGUUCCCCCUCUUACUCAUCAUCAUGGGAAAAAGGUCGUCGAACGAAGUCUUAAACGUGAUUCAGGGGAACACGACGGUGGACGAGCUGAUGAUGAGGCUCAUGGCAGCCAUGGAGAUCUUCACUGCUCAGCAGCAAGAGGACAUUAGAGAUGAGGACGAACGAGAAGCACGAGAGCUGGUGAAGAGGGAACAGGAUGAAGCCUAUCGUGUGUCUUUGGAGGCAGACAGAGCCAAGAGGGAAGCCCAGGAGAGGGAGAUGGCAGAGCAGGUUCGUCUGGAACAGAUCCGGAAAGAGCAGGAGGACGAGCGAGAGGCUAUCCGUCUGUCCCUGGAGCAGGCCCUGCCCCCAGAGCCGGAGGAGGAGGGCAGUGAGCCAAUCAGCAAGCUGCGAAUCCGCACGCCGAGCGGGGAGUUCCUGGAGCGGCGCUUCCUGGGCAGCUGCAAGCUGCAGGUCCUCUUCGACUUCGUGGCGUCCAAAGGGUUCCCCUGGGAAGAGUUCAAACUGCUCACUACGUUCCCUCGCAGAAACGUGACCCAGUUGGACCCCACAUGGAGUUUAGUGGAGGCAAAACUUUUUCCUCAAGAAACUCUCUUCCUGGAAGCGAAAGAGUAGGUAGAAGAAAAGAGCCACAGAGAAGAUCAGCGGCGUCCUUCUCACUGCGAAGAGCCAGUGAGCCAGCCAGCCAGCCAGCCGUUCACACCCUCCAUCACGACACACACACUCUCACUCUCUCUCUCUCUCUCUCUGUCCACAUGCUUGGUCUCGAGAUACGAACGGCAUAUCUUACGCAAAGACUCCUCCCAGUAGUGUUUUGUGUGUAAAGAAAAAAAAAGAAUAAAGAAUAGUGAAAAAGAAGAAAA
This is a messenger RNA of Acipenser ruthenus (sterlet), 2556 nucleotides long. Its product is annotated as FAS-associated factor 1-like. NCBI's taxonomy places the organism in Eukaryota, Metazoa, Chordata, Actinopteri, Acipenseriformes, Acipenseridae. Bases 320 to 2308 code for a protein of 662 amino acids. Gene Ontology annotation, cellular component: endoplasmic reticulum; nucleus. Gene Ontology annotation, molecular function: NF-kappaB binding; ubiquitin binding. The transcript has 19 exons. The record is from RefSeq and is a predicted model, not a curated record.